CUUGCUCGGAGACACCAGAAUGGACUCUCCAGAUUAUGGAGUUGCAGCAAUGAGGAGAGGAAGCUAUGAUGAUUCUGCAGCUUCUCUACGUCCUCACCUCAGACACUUGGCUCAGAGACGACUUUCGGCCCCCUCACUGGUCUUUGGGAAGGCGUUAGGGAUGCCUUGGUCUCCUAUCAGAGAGGAGUCUUCCUGUUGGGUCUCAGUGGAUCAGAGUCCAUUCGUCCUCGGCCUCACAAGUGAGAACGGAGAGCUGCUGCUGGAUGAGUGUGUUCAGGUCACGGAGGGAUCGAAGACUAAGGAGAGACACCUGUUCCUCUUCAGCGAUGUCAUUGUCUUUGCUAAACUCAAGUCGACUUCCAGCUACCGCCUUAAGCACAGAGUGAGCCUCGAGGACGUUUGGCUUUGUGGGUUUGAAGAUGAAGCGGAGGAAGAGGAGGGAACGACGGGGGAUAUUGACCUCGGAGUGACACUCCUCUUGGCCUGGGAUCUCACUGUUUGUCUGGUGUGUUUUUGCUCGCCUGAGGUUAAAGAACGCUGGUUAGAUAUUCUUCACAGAAAAAUUAAAGACGCAAAAGCAAGAGCUGGUUGUGCUUCUUCCACUCCAGACGUCCUCAUGAAGGUUUUGAGUGGCAGCAUCACAACUAAAACUCUAACAGGAGGUGGCAUGGAACAAUUCAUUGAGUUUCCACUUGAUGGUGAUGCAAAGAUCUGCAGCGGGUCAAAGCAGUUGAACAACAAGGAGGACAAGCAUCCCAAUGAAACCAAGUGGAGCCUGGUGAAAAGGCUCAGAAAAGGCUCUAGUUUCAUCAUCAAAGCCUCCCGAUCAGAUACUGAUACCAAGACUCAGCUGUUUGGACAGCCCCUCUGUAAAAUAUGCCCAGAUGAAUGCUCACUUCCCAAACCAGUCACAGAGUUGCUGGUGUUGCUGAGGAAGAGAGGCCCAUCCACAGAGGGAGUGUUUCGGAAACCCUGCAAUAACAGGAACAUGCGGGACAUCAGAGAGCAGCUGAACAGCGGCCAGGAGGUGGACAUGGAGGUCCAGCCGGUCGUUCUGCUUGUCGGGCUGCUAAAAAGUUUUCUAAAGGAACUUCCUGGCAGCCUGCUGGUGUCUGAACUUUAUGACAAGUGGAUGGCGGCUCUGGACAAUGAAGACACCCAACAGAGAGCUCUGGAAAUCAAGAAGGUGGUAGACGACCUCCCGGGACUCAACAAAUUCCUCCUGCAGCAUCUAGUUUGCAUCCUCCAUCACAUCCUCAAAAACGCAUACAACAACAAGAUGGACGCCUACAACCUGGCGGUGUGUAUCGCCCCCACACUGCUGCAGCUGGACUGCACCCCGCUAGAUGAGCAGAAGGAAAAGAUGAAGAAGGUCACAGAGCUAACUCAGUUCCUGAUUGAGCAUUGUGAGAUACUUGGAGACAAUAUCCCAAAUCUGCUGGAUACUGAUGAAGACAAACUUUCCUCCCAUCAUCAUGACUCUGCGUAUGACAGCACCGACCCAGAUGGAGAUGGAGACGCAGGAGAGAGUACCAGCUCCACACAUGGAGAGAGUGGAUCAUCGUCCUCUCUCAGUCCCAGCUUCACCACCUCCUCUUGGCCAGCUGAUGCCAUCUUUAACACAAUGCCAGAAUUCAACCGUCGCUGCUCCGAGCCCAUCAUCCUCCUCUCAGCUGACCUCGAGAGCCUGGGCAGUCACUCCAGAAGCCACGACGACUGCUCGGUGGAAAGGAGGGACUUUCAGGAGCAGCCUCUGAAAAAGCAGAUCUCAGACGACUCCUUCUUGCUCAGAGCACGUGUUGGAGCAAGCCAAGUGGGGUAUUUUCCAAGACUGAGUAGCAACUCUAACAUGGAUUCUCUGCCCUUUGUGGCAAGUAACUGCUCGUGCUCUUCCCUUGAAAGUGCUGCCUCAAAUCAAUCUGAAGGCUCUGUUUUCGCCAGUUCCCCUGUGGGGUCACCAGUCUGCCCUCGGAAAGCAAACACCUCCAGCCAGCCUUCAAUGGCUGCAAAGGCUCAGCAGGACAUUGUGAGGCCGAAUCCAGAGGAGAGGAGGCGUUCACAGUCCAUGAGAGUUGCCACUAAAGUCCUAUUAAGGACCAGGAGCUUAGGGGCCUUCAGCAGAAACAGCUUGAAGAAAGACUCUCAGAAGGAAAACUCCUUCCCUUGUGAAACUCUCCAGGAGGACUCUCAGAGUGAAGCAGAUCCACCAGCUGAGUUUCUGGGUAAACCACGGCCUCUGUCGUCCAUCGAGGUGUUUAAGCAGGUGGACAGCAAGCUGCCCUGCAGGCCUCCGUCAUACAAGCAGGCAGUGCAGAACACGAGUCCUCCCCCGCAGUAUGGAUCAAUGACUGUACACGAUGCCAUACAGCUGGGGAGAAGGUCACGUCCAUCCUCCGUAAAUUAUGAAUUCCCACCAACCUGUUCAGUCAAUCAGUACAAAGAUUGUUUUGCUCAAGCAGCACAGGACAAAGCCAUCGUUGGAGAGCAGCGGCAGCCUUUCCGCCAGAGAGCUAUGUCCGAGUCUGUGUCGAGGAGAUGUAGCCAGCCUGUGUUUGAGGAAUUUUCUUAUGCCAAGGAGUCUUAUGUUUGAUUGACUUUGGAACUAUUUUACAAUAUCAGAUUUUAAAUAUACAAACAUUUUUUUGGAGUCAAAUAUCGUGGGCAAAGCCUAAGAACCAGUUCUUAAACUGCCAGUUGUAAACCAGACAAGCUUCUUUUAUUUUCAUUCAUUCAGAGACACGGCAUUCAUAUGUUUCCUUUUAAUCGCAAGGCUUCAUAAUAGCAGCAACUCUUCUCCUUCCUCUUUGAAACGGUGUUUUUGAAGCUGUGCCCACUGAGCAGCUCUGUGUAACAGAAAUGCUUGUAAAUGUACUUGAAAUCCAAUCUGUUAUUAUUUUACUGUUUCACUUUGAAUGAAUGUCAGCUCUGUGACGCCUCCACGGUUGCACUUACUAAGUAGUACUAUUUAGAGUACAACAUUUAAAAGAUAUUGUUAUCCGGAUAAGAUAUCUAUCACAAUGAAGCUAUGAAAACACAGUUCACUGUGGAUAAAAUAUGCUAUGAGUUUUGUUUUUCUAUGUUUUCUUUGAAGUUGUUGUUAUGGUAUGUGAUAUGUUGUGUUUUUUUUUGCUCUUUGUAAAUCCUCUUCACUUUGCAUGUUCUUUUUCCUCCACUACAUUAAAGCACUUUUCUUGUGAUAGACUAUGCUUUGUAAAUAAAAUAAGAUGAAUAUAGAUGUGUAAUCUUU
Messenger RNA from Anoplopoma fimbria (sablefish), 3247 nucleotides. RefSeq names its product T cell activation RhoGTPase activating protein b (gene tagapb). Gene Ontology annotation, biological process: signal transduction; regulation of Rho protein signal transduction. The coding region runs from base 20 to 2590 and encodes 856 amino acids. The transcript is spliced from 14 exons. The record is from RefSeq and is a predicted model, not a curated record. NCBI's taxonomy places the organism in Eukaryota, Metazoa, Chordata, Actinopteri, Perciformes, Anoplopomatidae. Gene Ontology annotation, molecular function: GTPase activator activity.